Molecule: messenger RNA, 4394 nt
Organism: Cajanus cajan (pigeon pea)
Lineage: Eukaryota; Viridiplantae; Streptophyta; Magnoliopsida; Fabales; Fabaceae
Source: RefSeq, a predicted model, not a curated record
AGACCAGAAUUACAAGUACCGAAACUAGUAACUACAGUGUGAAAACUGGAUUUAAAAAGAGAAGAAAAAUAAAACUGUAUUUAAGAAGAAAAAAAAAAAUCAAUACCAUAACAAGGUUUGCAAAAUUCACACGAACCCAUUCUUCGUUCAAAGUCUGCGAAGAGGCAUUGAAUGGAAGCACCGAAGAAAUCCAAUCUUCUUCAUCGUUGGAAAGAAGGUUUCCAUGUCGCACACUGUCACGACAACAAGGUUAAGGUAUGCCAUUCCCAAAUGUAUUGUCUUUCUGAGGCUCUUCUCUGAUUCCCCAAAACAAAAUGCAAAAACAAAUUCUGGGUCUUAUGCCAUGAAUGAUGCCGUGGCCUUAUUCACGCGCUUGAUCACUAUGCACCCUCUUCCAUCUAUUGUAGAAUUUAACAUGAUUUUAGGGUCAAUAGUGAAAAUGAAGCAUUACCCAACUGCUAUUUCACUUUCUAAACAAAUGGGUUUGAGAGGAAUCACCCCUUCUCUAGUCACUUUGAGUAUUUUGAUCAAUUGUUACUGCCACUUGGGUCACAUGGGUUUUGCUUUUUCUGUGUUGGGUGUGGUUCUCAAGAGGGGCUAUCAGCCCAAUGCCAUAACCUUCACCACACUCAUGAAAGGGCUUAGUAACAAUGGCGAGGUUAGGAAAGCAUUGGACUUUCAUGACAGUGUGGUGGCACAAGGGUUUCGGUUGGAUGAAGUUAGUUAUGGGACCUUGAUCAAUGGGUUGUGUAAAAUAGGACUGACAAGGGAUGCCUUUGAGUUGCUGCAAAAGAUGGAAGGGCAAGUGGUUAAGCCUAAUGUAGUUAUCUACAACAUGAUCAUUGAUGGUUUGUGCAAAGAUGGACUUGUAACUGAUGCGCAUGGUUUAUAUUUGGAGAUCGUUGGCCGGGGAAUAGAUCCUGAUAUUUUUACUUACACUUGUCUAAUUCAUGGUUUUUGUAGUUUGGGGCAGUGGGGAGAGAUUACUCGGCUGCUAUGUGAUAUGGUUGAUAAAAAGGUCAACCCAAAUGUUUAUACAUACAAUAUAUUAAUUGAUGCAUUAUGUAAAAAAAGAAUGCUUGUAGAAGCUCGUGAUAUGUGUAAUUUGAUGAUUUACAGAGGUCAGCGACCAGAUGUAGUUACUUUCAAUACUUUGAUGAGUGGAUAUUGCUUGCUCAAUAUUGUGGAUGAGGCAAGAAAGUUGUUUGAUACAUUUGUGGACUGGGGUAUUAUACCUGAUGUUUGGAGUUAUAACAUCUUGAUUAUUGGGUAUUGCAAGAGUAAAAGGAUUGAUGAAGCUUUGAGCCUCUUCAAUAAAAUGCAUUACACAAAUUUGGUUCCUAAUAUUGUAACAUACAGUUCUCUUAUUGAUGGUUUGUGCAAAUCAGGGAGAUUCUCUUAUGCAUGGGAACUUUUUAGUGCUAUUCAUGAUGGUGGUCCAUCCCCUAAUGUUAUCACUUACAAUAUCAUGUUAGAUGCUCUUUGCAAAAUCCAGCAUAUUGACAAGGCAAUUGAAUUAUUUAACCUAAUGUUUCAAAAGGGAUUGACUCCAAAUGUUUCGAGUUAUAACAUAUUGAUUAAUGGGUAUUGCAAGAGUAAGAGGAUUGAUGAAGCCAUGAACCUUUUCAAAGAAAUGCAUCACAGAAAUUUGGUUCCUGACUCUGUAACUUAUAAUUCUCUCAUAGAUGGCCUGUGUAAAUCAGGGAGAGUUUCUCAUGCAUGGGAGCUUUUCAAACUGAUGCAUGAUGGUGGUCCACCAGUUAAUGUUAUAACUUAUAAUAUAUUGUUAGAUGCUUUUUGCAAAAUACAACAUGUUGUAUAUUAAACCUAAUGUUUGAUUGGGGAUUGGCUUCUUGUGGUUUUAGUCAUUGCAUCUUGAUCGAUGAAUUUUGCAAGGUUAAAAGGAUGAAUGAUGCCCCUUAAAUCUCUUCAGAUAUACUCUUGCAACAGUUUGGUUCUUGAUAUAUUAACUCAUAUUUUUGCUAUAAUUGGCUUAGGAAUCUAUGAGAAUCUCAUCUGCAUGGGAGCUCACUGGUGAUAUACAGGAUAAUGGAUGAUCAUCUAUCACGUACAAGUUACUAAUAUUGUUAGAUGCUUCUUUUUGCAAUAGCCAGUAUCUUGACAAGGUGGCUAUUUUAAUUUAGUGGUGCAAAAAAUAAUUUGUUUUGAUAGGUUCCCAUUGCCUAAUUUAUAGUUUUUACAUAAAUCAAAGACUGAGGAUUGCACUAGAGAUUUUUCAGCAUUCUUGUUUGAACUUUCUGUUGUGAAAGUUGUCACAUAUGACACCAUUACCAAUGGGGUCUGGUUAGAAGGUUUGUUCCAUGAAGUAGUGGGCUUUCUUAUGGAAAUAACAAAUGGUAAAGCAGGGGAACUACUUCAAGAAAUGUUUGCUGGAGAUCUGAACAAAUGAUAAAACCUGGGAUAGGAAAUUUGAUCAGGAGAAUAUCUAUUCUGGACCUAGCAUGCCCUCAUGACCUGGAGAGACCCUAUGUGUCGCUGUUGCAGCUUCCACAUAGGUUGAACCCAAUGGAAAAUGCAUUGAUGCAUUUAAUUUUUGGAUUGUCAUCCCCAAAAGUAAAGUUCGUGAAAGGUAGUGCUUUCCUGAGGUAAUCAAUGUUCUGUGAGAAUAUUUCAGGUAGUAUAUAUUUAUUCUUGAAUAAGUUUUUUAUAUCCUAAAUGAAUAACAUUAGUUUUAUGCAUAUACUACCUGCGUGCACAAGUGAAGCAAUUUAAGAUAUGGUUUAACUACUUUCUAUGAAGUGGCAUGGGUUGCAUUUUAGCUUUAGCAAAAGUUGAAUGAUAUUUUAGUUGUUAGUAGAGCAUCUGUGCCUUCGAGUAGCUAAGCAUAUCGGGAAAUUUUUAAAAUCUGUCCCAUUUUGUCCAAUAAACUGGUAGUGCACAAGAUUUGGCAUACUAAAUUCUCAUGUUAUUGAUAAGAUUUGGCAUAGGUUGCUUUUCAAAUGUCCAUAGCAUACAAAAUUCUCAAGCUGUAAUGGUAUAUUGUGCAAGUGAUCAUACUCUUCCUUUACUUUAGAGGCAUAUAUGGUGAAAAUAGCCAUUGUGUCUCUUGAUUUUAUAUACUUAUUUGGUUUUCUUGCUUUCCUGCUCUUAAAUAUUAUUACGUCAGAUUAUCUUGCUUUGUCAUGUUGUACUACAUGAUCCUAGUGAAAUGUCAUUAUCCUAAAUAAAGCUCUUGUAGAUCUCCAAAUUAUUAGUGACACUCUUGCUUUAUUUGAGAAAGGUUAAACAUUUUAAUACCCCUCGAAUGUCUUCCGAGGAGGAGAUGUGCCUGUUGCUAAACAUACAGCAUACCCACAAGACCACAACCCAUUGCUUCUUUUGUAUAUUUGUGUUUUAUUUAGUUAAAUUUGCCCGAUUCUCUUACUGCAGGAAAUAUGCAGCAUACCUUGUUAGGUUUUGAAUUCUAAAUGCAUUACAAUCUAUGGGAACAAAAUUCAGAAAUGGCAGAAUCUUGUUCUUAAGGAUGUGACACUACCAGAAUGACUCUCCUUUGCUAUCUUUGAAUAUGCGGAAUGGCCAGGAUCAAGUGAGGAAGUUGGAAAAUGAAGUUGUUUGAGAAACUGAAGCUAAAAUGAACUGCGGAAAAAGGGAUGUUGUUGAGCAUACAAGAGAUAGUAUGGAAGGACUUGAACCCAAAAUUUGUUCUUAAAGUGUAUCGAGAUGUUGCUGCAACAAGUUAUUUGCAGUUUGGAGUUGAUGUGUGACCCUUUGUUUGCGCUGCAAUGGAGUAAUGGAAGAGAGUGAUUAUGGUGGGGACUGGAGAAAAUGUGAGUAAUCCACUGCUGGGAGGAAGAGAGAAAGAGAGAGGAAUAAUGGAAGCUAAAGACAGAAAAGAGAACAAGUUUAUUAAAGAAUGUAGACAAAAAUGGUGGAUCAAAAUAGAAUGAUGCAAUUGAAGUAGAAAUAUGCUUGCAAAGUAAGUUUUGGACUUGUGAUCUAUACACUUGAAGAGUGAAGUGUUAGUUUUAUGCAAAAAUGAAACUAGAAAAGUGCAGUAUGAAAUAUGAUUUUUUGAUUUAGGGUUUUAGUAAAGAAUUGACACUGAUUGUCAAUAGGUAUAUUCAUGUGCUAAAUGUAACUAUUUUUCAAUAUUUAAUUCCUCUAGUAAUACGUGAAAGACUUAAUUUAUGUCUAAUAAAUCUUGUUAUUUCUUAUUUGUAUGACACACUUGCUAAUGAUAGAUUCAUUAGAUUAAAGUAACAAAAGCAUUUUGUUUGUAACACACAAAAAUAUAUGUUCAUGAGUAUAUAAUUAUUCAGUUACUAAACUUACUUGGACACUGAUUUUACCAACAACCAAAAUCUGUUUGUAAAACACAUUGCUUCUAAUCAUUUUGAUUUUUUGGCGUAAAUGAAGCAUAUGAUUACGACCAA